Zalophus californianus (California sea lion) is the source of this 640-nucleotide messenger RNA. It is a transcript of the gene APOC3, whose product is annotated as apolipoprotein C3. The transcript is spliced from 4 exons. The record is from RefSeq and is a predicted model, not a curated record. Bases 176 to 478 code for a protein of 100 amino acids. Gene Ontology annotation, cellular component: intermediate-density lipoprotein particle; extracellular region; spherical high-density lipoprotein particle. Lineage: Eukaryota; Metazoa; Chordata; Mammalia; Carnivora; Otariidae. Gene Ontology annotation, biological process: lipoprotein metabolic process; negative regulation of high-density lipoprotein particle clearance; lipid transport. Gene Ontology annotation, molecular function: high-density lipoprotein particle receptor binding; lipase inhibitor activity; phospholipid binding.
GCUGCAUCUGGGCAGCCUGCCUUGGGCCCUGGGCUAGACCGAUCAGCAGGUGACCUUUGCCCGGCUCACCGAGCCCUCCGUGCCCCCGGCCCUGAGGACGAUAUAAAACGGGUCAGAGCCCUCUUGUCUGCCUGCUCAGUCCAUCCCAGGCGUCGGCUCCAGGAACAAAGGCGCCAUGCAGCCCCGGGUCCUCCUCGUCACUGCCCUCCUGGUGCUCCUGGCCUCUGCCCGAGCUCAGGAGGAAGAGGACCCCUCCCUACUGGGCCUUAUGCAGGGAUACAUGCAGCACGCCACCAAGACCGCCCAGGACACGCUGACCAGCGUGCAGGAGUCCCAGGUGGCCCAGCGGGCCAGGGACUGGAUGACCGAUGGCUUCAGUUCCCUGAAAGACUACUGGAGCACGUUUAAGGGCAAGUUCUCUGGGUUCUGGGAUUCAGCUUCUGAGGUCCAACCAACUCCAGCCUCUGAUGCCUCCUGAGACCUCGACAGCCCAACUCUUCCUACCCAUCCACCCUGCCAGCUCCUUGGGCAGCCCCGAAAGUCACUUGAAAGUGACAGCAUUCUCACCUCCCACCCCACCCCAGACCUGGCCCACCCCCAAGCUUGUUGUCCUCCCAAUAAAGCUGGAUGAGAAGCUGCC